Messenger RNA from Patiria miniata (bat star), 1967 nucleotides. RefSeq lists its product as uncharacterized. The record is from RefSeq and is a predicted model, not a curated record. The transcript has 2 exons. Bases 381 to 1214 code for a protein of 277 amino acids. NCBI's taxonomy places the organism in Eukaryota, Metazoa, Echinodermata, Asteroidea, Valvatida, Asterinidae.
CAUUAAUGAACAAUAAUGAGUAAACUAGUAUCGGUACAACAAAACUGACACUGUGGGCGUGGUGGGUUGCCAGCUGGAUUUCAAAGGUUACAGGUUACAGCCUUCUUGUGACUGACGUACAUUGUAUGCUAUAAUCAGUGUGAUCAUAUAUGGAUCUAUAUAAACUGUACUGUACAUUGUCAUGAACACUGUACUGGGCGGUACUUGGAAAUAUCUGAAACCAUAGCCUAUAAAUUGGAAAAGCUAACAUGCAAGACACACAUACAGUCUGAGACACAAGUUAGAACCUGUAUUAAAAUUGCUGCCAUCUCAACAGUCCCAAGCGGAACCGUCUCGCGUUUUUACAAGCAACUGAAGACAGAAAUACUUAACCAACAAUCAUGUCAGAGCAAGCCAAGCCCAACCAAAAGAGGGUCCUCAUCUGGGCCGUCACACGAUCCCUUUCCACCGUUCUCGUCAGAGCGCUCUCCCAGAUUCCAGACACGCAGGUCAUCUUCGAGUACUACAUGGCUGCAGGCUGGAACACUGUACCUGAUGCACUUGUCAAUGAAAGCUCUCAAGAAAAGUCCUUGGUCAACAUGGAGCCAGACGUCACCUUCCAGUCAGUGAAAGCCAUGUAUGAGCAGGACUACCCAGGAAAAUCUCUGAUUCUUGGCAAAGAGAUGCCUAACAUGUUAGGCCGUCGAAUGGACGUUAUUCCUCACGGCUACACGCACAUCUUCUUGAUCCGAUACCCUGCAAAGACUAUCCCAUCCCUGAACAAAGUGUAUGGAUUUGCGACAUCCGAAAUGAAAAGAGCUCAUUUGCUUGGUCCAAACCAGUUUGAAAUGAUGGACGAGCUGUAUGAGUUUGUCACGAAAACUCGUCCACAUGAAACAGCAGUUGUGCUUGAUGCUGAAGACCUGAUGGCUCAGCCUGCCAAAUCCCUACAGCUGUUGUGUGAAGCAACAGGGUUGCCCUUCAGCCAGAGCUUGCUUCACUGGGAUCCCAUCAAAGAUCUGCCUUCCAACUGGAGCAUGCCGAAGUCUCUGUGGGCCUACUCCAGCACCGUGGGUUACUUCAAGAAUGCUUUUGAGAGUACCUGCUUCCGUGCAAAGACGGGCGACAGCUCAUCCAAAAGUCAAGAGCAAGAUGACCAAGACCUCUGCCGAUUCAUUCAAGAUGCACAGCCAUACUACGAAAGCAUGUACAAACGCCGUUUAAUUGCUCAAUAAACAAAAUGGACCUAUAGGAAUUAGAAUGGAUAAGUUGCAGACAGAGACCUCAUUGACUUGUGUAUUAAGAAAAUAUAACGUGAGUUACCGAUUUUGUGCGUCUUGUUUAUCAUACAUAACAAAUUUGUCUGGAUGUCAUCUUGGUGCUUAGGUAGGUCUACAUGUAGGUAUACUCUAUUAACCAUGGUGAUAACAGUUACUAAACCUUUUCAGUAAGGUACGCAAUUACAGCCCAAGGAAACUCAAAAGUACAUCAAAAAUGUAACGUGAGUAACCGUGGAAUUGCCCAAAAUGAGUAUAACCUGUAUUAAGUAAGGUUUUUGAGAAGAUAAAAAAUACUAUGUACGACAAGGCAAACUUAGAAUCAAUCAUCAACAAGACUUCUCUCAACCAAGACAAAUCUAGACUAAUUGUUCGCUAAUAAAAAAAAGAAAAGUUAUCUCCAUGAGACACAUGUAUGACUUCUCCAUCAUAGGCCUACAGUACUGGUGUAUGUACAUUUAUAACCUUGCAGUUUAUUUCCUUUAACCUAAUCUACAUGUAUAAAUCAUUUGCCUUUGUUCAACAGAGAUAUGAGUAGAAAUCUUGUGCCUUCAUUGUUAAUGAAUUAUAACAAACUAUUGCUGAUGAAUGCAAUCAAAUAGUUACCGUCUGACUAUAAAAAUGCAACUUUAUGAUUAAAAUGACUCCACAAGUGCGCAUCUGCAUAGUUUUUUUCUUUUUGAAGAUUCAAACCGGCAAAAAGUUAUUCGA